Molecule: messenger RNA, 689 nt
Organism: Portunus trituberculatus (swimming crab)
Lineage: Eukaryota; Metazoa; Arthropoda; Malacostraca; Decapoda; Portunidae
Exons: 5
Coding region: 59-502 (147 amino acids)
Source: RefSeq, a predicted model, not a curated record
UGACCGUCGACUUCUGUUGUUGCUGUUGCUGCUGUGCUAAAGGUUGUGUUGGUGAAUCAUGAGGGCAACACUGGUGGCGGUGGUGGUGGUGGGGCUGACGCUGCUGGCGGGAGGCGGCCGCUGCCUGAGUGACUACAUGACUGGCGACGCGAUGGAAGUGAUGGUGGGCGAGCUGGAAAGUAGAGGAUCAAGGGAUGACUUGAAUGCCUUGUAUUCUAAAGCCUUGAGACAUUGUACCUGCAUUGAGCUCGCCAAGAAAGACGCCUCCAGGGACGAGAUGUGUCAGUGUAUCGCAGAGGUCAGAGCAUGCGACGACAAGUACAGACCGACCAGCCACACGCCCGAAAACGAGUUUUCUGAUGGGAUUUACAACUGGAUGACCUGUAUGGGUGAUCCCAAACUUCCCGCCGCCCUCCACUGCUGGAAUACCGUGGUAUCGCAACCUCUCCAGAUGAUGUGUCAAGCCAAGGCACUGCACUGCGAGCCGAACAUUACCCCGUGACCAAGUGGGUCUGCCUGCCUUGAUACUUCCCGGCUUUACAGAACGAUCUACGUACUUGUCAACUAUACACACACACACACACACACACACACACACACACACACACACACACACACACACACACACAGAGCCGUAAUGGCGACGGGGGACAUAUAUUAAUGUAUCCAAUAAAGUUUUAAGCACCUAC